CGCUGGAGUUUCACAGUUCCAUCUCCUGUCACGAUCGCCAGUCCCAGUCGAGACAACCAGACUCAUCCCAAUGGACAGAUCGCGGUGACGGAGGGGGAACCAUGCAUCGAAUUUUUUCCUUUUUCCUGUUCGCUUUACUCUCUUUGAACUUUGCUUCCGCGUCGUCCGUAUACCACGAGCAGCUCGUGCUCCAACCGUUGCCUCUGUCAGCCCUCCUCGCCAGCUUCAACUUCCGCUCCAGCACCGCCCUCUCGGCCUUCGAGGCGCACAACUUCCGCUUCUUCCCCCGAUCGCUCGGCCAGAUCUUGCAACAUGCCGACACACGCGAGCUGCACCUGAGGUUUACUCUGGGACGUUGGGAUGCCGAGAGCUGGGGCGCCCGGCCGUGGGAUGGUGCUCGCGAGGGCGGCACUGGCGUCGAGCUGUGGGCUUGGCUCGAGGCCGAGACGGACGAAGAGGCAGACCAAAAAUGGCUGACGCUCACGAACGCCCUGUCGGGCCUCUUUUGCGCCUCGCUCAACUUCAUCGAUGGCACCCGAACCACGCGACCCGUCAUGUCCUUUCAGCCCGAGGGCGACCACCCUAAUUCGACCGUAAAUAAUAUGCAUCUGCUCUACGGCGUGCUUCCCCACGAGGUCGUGUGCACUGAGAACCUGACGCCCUUCUUGAAGCUCCUGCCCUGCAAGAGCAAGGCGGGCAUUGCAACACUGCUCGACGGCCACAAGCUGUUUGAUGCUUCCUGGCAGAGCAUGGCCAUCGACGUCCGGCCAGUGUGUCCUGACGGACAGGGAUGUAGGCUGGAGAUUGAGCAGACUAUUGACAUGGUCCUCGACAUUGAAAGAUCCAAGAGACCAAGGGACAACCCCAUCCCUAGGCCGGCCCCUGGCCACGAACUCAAGUGCGAUACAUCCAAGCCCUACCACGCAGAUGACACGUGCUUUCCUGCCGAUUAUAGCACCAGCCAAGACUGGUCGCUUUCCCAGCUCUUUGGCAAGACCAUCGAGAGGCCCUGCCCCCUCACAGACCCGGGCGUUCCUCCUGUAUGCCUCAACGUCCCCGACUCCCGCACUGUCUUCGUUUCGCAUGGCGUGGUGGAGAAGAAGAACCCGGACGGUAUGUCCCGGUGCUUCGAUAUUCCGCCCGAGGUCGACUUUAACCUCAGCCUUCCGGGUCCUGAACAAAAGGAGGGAGAAGAGGGUAACGGCCAAAUCGAAGUGACGUCGGAUCUCGUCAAGUCUAAGACGCCUCUACUGUAUGCCGAGCGCAGUUUUACGGGCCAUGGGCAGGAGCGCGGUGGCGUCCAGACAAUGCUGCGGAAUCCAAGCCCAGACAACGAGGUGGAGUUUAUCUACAUGGAGUCGCUGCCGUGGUUCAUGCGUAUCUACCUGCACACCAUGGAUGCGCGCAUCGAGGGCAGCUACGGGCACAACAGCAGCAACUCUCUAAUCGAAGAAGUCUACUACCGCCCGGCGCUGGACCGCGCGCGGGGGACGCAGCUCGAGGUGCGCAUGCGCAUCCCGCCUGCGUCGACCGUCUUCCUUACCUACGACUUUGAGAAGUCCAUUUUGCGGUACACGGAGUACCCACCCGACGCAAACCGCGGGUUCGACGUGGCCGCUGCAGUAAUCACUAUUCUCAACAGCGACAAGAGCAGCCCGCGCUUUGCAGCGUACAACCUCCGUACAACGUCGCUGUUGUGCAGCCUGCCCACACCCGACUUCAGUAUGCCGUACAACGUCAUCAUCUUCACGUCGACGGCUAUCGCCCUGGCAUUCGGUGGCAUGUUUAACAUUUUAGUGAGAAGGUUUGUCGCUGCCGACGAGGGGCCCGAGAGCAACCUAAAGGCUGCCGGGCAGAGGCUUAAAGGCCGACUCGCUACCCUAUUUGAGAGACUCCGGAACAAGAGGGCCGGGGUAGUGGCUGAGAAGCAGCCAGCGCCCGCGCCCCAAUGAAGUUUGAGGGAUGGUUUUGCAUGUUGUAAAAGGAAUAAGUGGUUUAGAAACUGCCAUAUUUCAUGGGUACAUAUCAGGUGUUGCAAUGCAUAUCAGUGUGGCUUUGGGAUUUAU
Lasiosphaeria miniovina is the source of this 2066-nucleotide messenger RNA. RefSeq names its product Gpi16 subunit, GPI transamidase component. Gene Ontology annotation, cellular component: GPI-anchor transamidase complex. The coding region runs from base 102 to 1952 and encodes 616 amino acids. The transcript has 3 exons. NCBI's taxonomy places the organism in Eukaryota, Fungi, Ascomycota, Sordariomycetes, Sordariales, Lasiosphaeriaceae. Gene Ontology annotation, biological process: attachment of GPI anchor to protein. The record is from RefSeq and is a predicted model, not a curated record.